Messenger RNA from Astyanax mexicanus (Mexican tetra), 3585 nucleotides. It is a transcript of the gene def6a, whose product is annotated as DEF6 guanine nucleotide exchange factor a. The coding region runs from base 503 to 2332 and encodes 609 amino acids. The record is from RefSeq and is a predicted model, not a curated record. Gene Ontology annotation, cellular component: cytoplasm; nucleus. Lineage: Eukaryota; Metazoa; Chordata; Actinopteri; Characiformes; Acestrorhamphidae. The transcript is spliced from 11 exons.
ACUCUAAACAAGUUCAUCUCAAACCCCCAUUCUAAACAAGUUCAUCUCAACCCCCACUCUGAAUCAGCUACAUCUUAAACCCUCACUCUGAACAGGUUCAUCUUAAACCCCCACUCUAGACCAUUUCAUCUCAAACUCUGAAUUAUGGGAAAGUUAGAAAAGUAGCUGGAAUUCCCCUUUGUCUGUAUUAUUUUUGUUGUUGUUUUGUAAUGCUUCUCUGUUUGUGUGUGUGUGUGUGUGUGUGUAAAUCCAGUGAUCAUCAGUAGAGUGCGCCACUUACCCGGGUUCUGCACACACACUCAGAGCAGGGUGUGGGUGGUUUUGUGGUUGAGAGUCAGAUAGAGAAGAGGAGAGAGAGAGGGAGAGAGAAAGAGUGGGUGAGUAAGAGAGAAAGAGCAGGCUUAGUGACAGAGCGAGUGAGAGAAGAGGAGAGGAGAGUGAGAGAGUGUGUGUGUGUGUGUGAGCGGGCGAGUGUGUAAGAGAGUGUGAUGUCUCUGCAGUCAUGGAUUUGCGCUCAGAGCUGCUGAAGUCCAUCUGGUACGCUUUCACGGCGCUGGACGUGGAAAAGAGUGGGAAAGUGUCCAAAUCCCAGCUGAAGGUUCUGUCCCAUAAUCUGUAUACGGUUUUGGGUAUUCCACAUGACCCGGCAGCUCUGGAGGAGCAUUUCAGAGAUGACGAUGAUGGUCCAGUCUCUAGCCAAGGCUACAUGCCCUACCUCAACAAAUACAUCCUGGAUAAGGUGGUGGAGGGGGUGUUUGUGAAGGAGGAUGUGGAUGAGCUGUGUUGGACUCUAACAGCGAAGAAGAACUACAGGCCAGUGGGAGAUAAAGUUCUGCCCCAGAAGGAUGCCUUCCGUCUCUGGUGCCUCUUCGUCUUCCUCUCGGAGGAUAAAUACCCCCUGGUGAUGAUCCCUGAUGAGGUGGAGUAUCUGCUGAAGAAGCUGUGCAUGGCGAUGAGUGUGGAGCUGAACGGGGUGGAGCUGGAGGACUACCUGUCCCAGGAUUUAGUGCAGCAGAACGGCUUCACUGUGUGGGUUUUCCUGGAGAUGAUGAACUCUGGAAAACUGACCAGAGGAAUCAGCAAGGAGAUCACCAGCAUGGCCAUCGAGGAGGUGUACCGAGAAAUAGUGGGAGACGUGCUGAAAGAGGGUUACCUAUGGAAGAAGGGUCAGUAUCGGAGGAACUGGACAGAGCGCUGGUUCACCAUAAAGCCACAGGGUUUGGAUUACUACACCAGCGAGGACCGCAAAGAUCACAAGGGCAGCAUUACUCUGGACUCUAACUGCUGCGUUGAGGUUCUUCCAGACCGGGACGGGAAGAGGUGCAUGUUCUGUCUGAAAACUCUCUCAAAGACCUUCGAGCUCAGCGCCUCAGACACCAAACAGAGACAGGAGUGGACGUCAGCGAUUCAGACAGCGAUCCGUCUGCAGGCGGAGAAGAAGACCUCCCUCCAUAAGGAUCUAAAGCAGAAGCGCAGGGAGCAGCGGGAGCACCGGGAGCGCAGGAGGGAAGCCAAAGAGCAGGAGCUGCAGCACCUCCGCCACCUGCAGGAGGAGCGGGAGAGGAAGAUGGCUGAGCUGGAGCUCCUGAAGGAGGCGCAGCGCCAGGCCCAGAUCCUCCUACAGCAGGAGGAGGAGAGGAGGAGGAGACAACACGAGGAGCUUCAGCAAACCCUGGAGGAACAACUGCGAGAGGCAGAGGAGGCCCGUGCGAGUAUGCAGGCUGAGAUGGCUCUAAAGGAGGCUGAGGCAGAGCGACAACGGCGGAGGAUCAAAGAGCUGGAGGAGCUUCAGCAGCGGCUGGAGGACGCUCUCCACCAGGAGGUCAAAGCCAGACAGGACGAGGAGGCGUACAGAUACACACAGGCCAGACUGCUGGCGGAGGAGGAGGAGAAGAUGAAGGCUCUGAUGGCUCUGCAGGAGGAGCAGGAGGAGUGUAUCCAGCGAGCGCAGAGGGAGAAGCAGGAGCUGAAGCAGGAGAUGGAGGGUAAGAACCGGGCUCUGGAUGAGGCGCACCGGCAACUGGAGGAAGUCCGAGCCAACCGUCACCGAGUGGACCAGGACGUGGUGGCUGCCCAGAGGAAGCUCCGGCAGGCCAGCACCAACGUCAAACACUGGAACGUCCAAAUGAACCGCUUAAUGUCACCCAUUGGGCCAGGAGAGAAGCGCCCGUCAAUAGGUGGUUUCUCCAGCUUCAGGAUCCCGGCGCAGAAAGAUCCGGCACUGCGGCUCCGGCAGAAAGGCAGCGAGCAGGACGAGGAGAGUAAGGAGAACAUGGCUGCAGAAGACGAAGAUAAUAAACGUCUCUCAAACGGAGACAUGGAUGUCAACUGAUCACGCCAGACUAAAGAAAGCCAAACGUCCAGGUUCUCCACAGACUCGGAGCAUCCCGGUCCUGGAACCGGACUGACGGGACUUUUCCCUCACACAAAGGAGCAUCUACAGUGCAGCACUGAAAUGUUCAUCAUGUCCAAAACAUUAUGCAGUUCCUGCAUAAUUAAAUAGUUCAGGUGUGAACAGAGUGAUUCAGAGUGGGUUUGCUGUGAAACAGCAACUUCCAGAGUUCACUUUCCCUGUCAGAAUCAUGUACAGUGAUGGUGAAUGGAAGGUCUGAAGCUUGAAGCCCCGCCCCCACAUAAAAUUAUAAAAGCGAUUUGUUAUAAAUACACUGCCUGAUGACUGACGCACUGAAUUUCACAUAUUUCACCACCUAGUUUGGUAAUGUGCAGAUUAUGUUCAAAUGUUCAUCAACAUUCAUAUUCAAAUAUGUAAUGGUCAAAGAUCAUUUCAUGAACAACACUUUAAUUCAGAACUCAGAACUUUUUGUGUGGGCGGAGCUUUACACAUGGCUCAGCCAAUAAUAUGUGUGAAUGUGCAUGCGACUGGUGCUGAUGCAUGUUAAUGAUGAGGGAUUGCCUGAAUUCACUUGUUUCUGUCACUAAUCUGUGGUGUUUAGGUCCUUACUAUUGAAAUCAGGAGAAAUGUUGUAAAUCUGUUGAAAUUCUACCUUUUUUAAGAAAAUAUUAAGCAGAAAAAACAUAUUGGUUAAGAGUAUCAGUCUGGAAGCUCUUUCCUAACACUUAAAAUAAAAAAUUCAGCACAUUUUUAAUUAUUAAGUGAAUUGCUAUGGCAUUAUGAAGGAUACAAUCUUGAUAUUUUGCAAUACGAUCUCAUUAUUUUGAGAUUAAGUCAUUCUUGAAACAUUAUUAUGAGGUACUUUCUAAUUAUUUUGAUACAUCAUGGUGAGAUUCUUUCUUUAUAUUUGGAGAUACUAUCUCAUUACUUUUCUAUAAUUUAUGCAUUUGGAAUGGAAUGUUUGAAUUAAGGUAAUGAAUAUUGGCCUCACUAUUGGUGAUCCAAAAUUAGCAUAUUAAAUGAUGUUUUGACUUAUUAGACAGACCUAAAUGUGGCCUUAUCAGAUGAAGUUGUGCUGUAUGGUUUUUUUCACUGUAAUAAUCUUUAAAUGUGUGUUAUUUUGAAUAAGACAAAUAUUAUAUAUUGAGAAAUGUGUUGACCAAGUUGUGCUACAGUUUUUCACUGUAAGCAGUUUUACAGGUUCAUUCAUCAUUUUAUGUUUACCUGUACAG